This is a messenger RNA of Anthostomella pinea, 1719 nucleotides long. The record is from the annotation of a GenBank genome assembly. Lineage: Eukaryota; Fungi; Ascomycota; Sordariomycetes; Xylariales; Xylariaceae.
AUGGCGACAGGGCCGAUUCUCAUCCCUCUGCUUUUCCAGACUGCUCCUGUCAACUCACGUUACCCUGUUUUCAUCGACGCACAGCAGUCUUGGAGAAGCGUACGGGGGUUCUUCGAAAAGAACUCUAGCAGGCUUAAGUAUCAGCGUGUGCUGGGUUUCGGUGGAGGGGGAAUCGCCCAGCUUUGGACCUUGAAUGGAGGCGAUGGAAAUCGCAUUAAAGAUGUCGUUGUCAAAUACCCUGUCACCUCUUCCAGUAAGAGCAAGGUCGAUAGCUUGAAGGAAGAGAUCAGGUGGAUGAAACGCGUUGAAGGGGCCGAACACAUGGUACGCCUCGAAAGCUUUAGCCCUGCGACGCUAGCACCGGGCACGUAUAACCAUGAGAAGAAGAGCCUUCCCAUCUUGAUCAUGGAAAAUUGCUCCAGGGGGAGCUUGGAUAUCCUGAUUCGCUGUGUAAACGAAGCCUGGGAUCUGAAUCAAUCCAUCACCAAUUCAGACGACAAGAUGCUAAUGUACAUACCGGAGCGAGUUCUGUGGAGGAUUUUCCUGUGUCGCUUGUGUUGCUAUGGCAAGGCGAUGAACGAAUACAGAAAAGGAUACAGGGAGGAGUGCGACCCCGACCAGCCGCCCCGGAAGAUUGUACACCUGGAUAUCGAUCCUGGGAACGUUUUCGUGGGAGAUCCUGAUCCGAAACCUUUACAUCCGGAACAUAGCACAAUACCUAUCUGCAAGUUCGAUUACGGGUGUGCUCGUGAGUGGGAUGAUAGCUGGCCCGACAAAGUGAAAACGGUUUGGGCUAGUUGGGGGAAGAAAGUUUACGCCGCUCCUGAGCAACAUAAGGCCAGGCGAGCCACCGCAAAGGACGGAAUUGGCCCCGCGACCAACGUUUGGGGCAUCGGAAUGGUUAUGUUCAAUCUCCUCACCACACAUGCCAUGGGCUACACUCGACGUGAAGCGAGGCGAGUCGUCAUCCCGGAUCCCCUUGGGGGCACGGUGCAGCUCAUGACAUAUGCAUGGCACAUCCUCAGUCCACCGGGCACUGACACGCAGACAGACCGGCCGUCGUUGCCUUCUCUUGUCGAGAGAAUCAAAGCGGCUAUAGACCAGGGUGACCGAAUGGCCGCCGCCCUGCCCAAGCCGCCCCCGCCUGGCGCAUCAUCACCGCCGCAGUCGACCCCGACAGGACCUCGCCGGUUGGUCACGUCGCCCGCGUAUAAUAGCGCACCAGUAACUCUAGUGCCUGGUCCAGCCGCAAUAUCCGCUAGUUCGGUCCCAGGCGCACCACUCAGUGCCCCUGCGGGAGCACGCGUAGGCGGAUCCGUGUCUCGCGUGGCGUCGUUGAUAGGAACUAUGACCUUCUCGGGCGUGACCCAGAGCAGGAGUGGGCCCGGUACCCCAGAUGCUGGCGCUGCGGCCCCUGCUGCUCUGCCACCGCCGCCGGGCCCAACCGACCCAGGACCUCCCGGACCUCCUCCGCCCGGACCGCCAGAGCAGAUGUGGGAGCCGGGAGGAAAGCCGCUGGUCGAGAAAGACGAGCUGGUCGACCGGUUCUACAGGCAGUUCCUCCGGGACGCGCCGCUGCCGAACGACAGGUAUAUAGAUAUCUGGCCUAAAACGCCGCUCACGCCAGAUGCACCGCCUGCCCCGGGACCGAAGGGUGGGGAUGCCGGGGCCGGGGCCGGGGCCGCGGGGGCCCCAUGGGAUGAUCCUGCCUUUUGGUGA